Molecule: messenger RNA, 450 nt
Organism: Candidula unifasciata
Lineage: Eukaryota; Metazoa; Mollusca; Gastropoda; Stylommatophora; Geomitridae
Source: the annotation of a GenBank genome assembly
AUGUUUUUUUCUAAAGUAAAAGCCAAACAUAAAUAUCAAAAAGAAAAAAAUAAAGAAAAUCUGAGCCAACUGUCAGCGACACUUCUUCAGCCAACCACAAAUUGCGUCAGCACUGUCCAGAGAAGGAACAAAUGCUUCGAUCAUUAUUUCCUCAACCGUUGGAUGGCCCGAGACUACAAGCGACGGAAGUUGGUGAAUGAACACUAUCCACUUCGCCAACGCUAUGUUGCCAUCAAGAGGUGUACAAUUUUACCCAAGGAGCUACAGGAUGUAGCAUCACAAGAACUGUGUGAGUUUCCACGAGACUCAAACUUCACCCGCUUGAAACCUCGCUGUAUCCUCACCUCGCGAUCUCGCUGGGUCCUCCAUCGGUACAGACUCAGCAGAAUACAGUGGCGCCUCCUGGCCGAUUAUAACAAAAUGAGCGGAGUCCUGAGAGCCACAUGGUAG